This is a messenger RNA of Cicer arietinum (chickpea), 876 nucleotides long. Lineage: Eukaryota; Viridiplantae; Streptophyta; Magnoliopsida; Fabales; Fabaceae. The record is from RefSeq and is a predicted model, not a curated record.
AUGACCGUGUUUCCAAAAAAGAAGCAAGUGCAAAUAAUGGAGGCAUGGGAGGCUCUUAUUUACAGUUAUGAUGAGGCUCAGUACUACAUGAAGUUGGCUAUCUUUGAAGGAAUUUGUAGUAGCUGUUCUAUUUUUUAUGAUUAUGUACACGAGCAGUGGUUAAUUCCUCACAAGGAAAGGUUUGUUGAGGCGUGGACAAAUAGAGUUAUGCACUUUGGGAACACCACAACACAAAGGGUUGAGUCGGCACAUUGGAGUUUGAAAAGGAUAUUACAAGAUAGUAUUGGUGAUAUAUGCAGUGUUUGGGAAACCAUCAAUAGCAUGAUUGUAUUACAACACAAUGAGAUAAUAGCAUCAUUUGAAAAGAGCAUCAUUCAAAAGGUGCAUCGCUAUAGUAACAGAUUAUACGCGAAUUUGCGUGGUGUUCUGUCAAAAAAUGCAAUUGAUCACAUUGCGGCAGAGUAUGAUCGCGUGAAGUAUGUAAGUAUUGAUCAGACUGAGUGUCGUUGCACAAUUAGGACAACACAUGGUCUACCUUGUGCAUGUGAAAUAGCCAGGUAUAGUAUGAUCCCACGUUCCAUUCCAUUAGACGCUAUUCAUGGUUGGUGGAGUAAAUUAACUUUCCAUGUUGAUGCAUCGAGUCAACCUUCAGAGUUAUCUGUGAAACAUGAAAUAGAUGUCAUAGUGAAAAAGUUUGAAGAACUUGAUGUACCUGGCAAAAUUUCACUUAAAGGUAAAUUACGAGAGAUCGCGUAUCCAUCGACUACGUCGAUGUUUCCACCAGUUGCCAAGGUUAAAACAAAAGGUGCACCAAAAAAAGACAAAAGUAAGGUAUCAAAAAGAGAUAAAUCAACCAAGCGUGAUCCAUCUUGGUGA